UAGUUGGCUACAGUUACUGACUUGCAGUACACAUUGAAUUUCCUAGUUAUUCAAAAACUGGUUCACGCAAGUACCCCCACUUCCAACUUCAUCGACGAAGCCCGCCGUCCACCGCCGCAUCUCUUCGCCUCCAAUUUCUCCGGCAGCCGCGCACAGCUUAACCUCCACUACUGGAAGCAUCGUUUGCACAACAAGCUCAUUUCUUGCACGGCUCUGUUGCAGCGCCGUGCGCAAAGAGGAGAGAGAAAGAGAGAGCUUUAUUUUAAUGGCGCAGCAGAAAGCGGAGGAUGCAACGCACCCUUUUAAGAAUCUCUACAGUAGAGAAUAUCAGGGUCACAAAAAGAAGGUGCAUUCAGUGGCUUGGAAUUGUAUUGGAACUAAGCUUGCCUCGGGUUCGGUUGAUCAAACAGCUCGAGUUUGGCAUAUUGAACCUAAUAAUCAUGGAAAGGUAAAGGAUAUUGAAUUUAAGGGGCACACUGACAGUGUGGACCAGCUUUGUUGGGAUCCCAAACACGCAGAUCUACUUGCAACUGCAUCAGGGGAUAAAACAGUUCGUUUGUGGGAUGCUCGCAGUGGGAAAUGCUCACAACAAGCAGAACUUAGUGGUGAAAAUAUUAACAUUACAUAUAAACCUGAUGGGGCACACAUAGCUGUUGGAAACAGGGAUGAUGAACUAACAAUUCUAGAUGUUAGAAAAUUUAAGCCAAUUCACAGACGGAAGUUCAAUUAUGAGGUAAAUGAGAUUGCAUGGGACAUGACUGGAGAAAAGUUCUUUCUGACAACUGGAAAUGGUACUGUUGAAGUCCUUGCAUACCCCUCUUUGAAGGCACUUGACACCCUUACGGCUCACACUGCUGGUUGCUAUUGUAUUGCAAUUGAUCCACUAGGAAGAUAUUUUGCUGUUGGAAGUGCUGACUCAUUGGUCAGCCUUUGGGAUAUUAAAGAGAUGCUAUGUGUUCGAACAUUUGUAAAACUCGAGUGGCCUGUCCGAACAAUAAGUUUUAAUCACACUGGAGAGUAUAUUGCUUCAGCCAGUGAAGAUUUAUUCAUUGACAUAGCAAGUAUUGAAACUGGACGAUCUAUCCAUCAAAUACCUUGUCGGGCGGCAAUGAAUAGUGUUGAAUGGAAUCCAAAAUCAAACUUGCUUGCAUAUGCUGGAGAUGAUAAAAACAAAUACCAAGCCGAUGAAGGUGUUUUCCGCAUAUUCGGGUUCCAGAGUGCUUAGUGUUUGCAGUGCGACUGUACGAGGUUUUAGUAUGCUCAAUUUCCUUUCCCUUGAUAGCAUUCUGCUGAAGUGUUGGUGUGGAAUGAGACAUGCGUAUGUUAGGUGGAUAAUUUAACUAUGCUAGAUUGCUAGUAAUGUAUUCCAAUUCGACCAAUAUUAAAGAGAUGGAGCAGUAGCUGUGGCAAUCUGUGUAGAGGCGGGCAAUGGAUUAUUCAAAUGGAAAAAUCAAUCAAUUUUAAGUAUGAUUUAAAUCUUCAGAAUUAGUCAGAUUUGGUUCCAGUCUACACCCUUUUGAAAACUCCCCAACUAUGCUUUUCUGAGGGAUGCAUGCUUGAGAAAAGAAAGAGGACGGAUGAAGAAAGGAACAUCAAUCAGAGACUUGAGCAUCAACCACUAGUGUUUAACUAGUUAUGGCUGGCUAAAUUUUAUUAUAUGUUUCCAAUUUGAAACAAAUAUUAUUGUUGAGAAAUUAUGUAGGUAAUUUUGCUCCGAAAUACACUUGAAAUAUUCCGUUCAGAAGUAAUACAUUCUGAACUUGGUAGGAUUUUGUUUAUUUUGCAUAUUGCAACUCAUACUUGCACUUCCUGUGUUUUUGUUAAUUGCAACCCUCUUUAGUAUGUUGUUUAGUAUCAAGUUUUAAGUUA
Messenger RNA from Chenopodium quinoa (quinoa), 1869 nucleotides. RefSeq names its product THO complex subunit 3-like. The coding region runs from base 266 to 1225 and encodes 319 amino acids. The transcript has 12 exons. Gene Ontology annotation, molecular function: protein binding. Gene Ontology annotation, biological process: mRNA export from nucleus. The record is from RefSeq and is a predicted model, not a curated record. Gene Ontology annotation, cellular component: THO complex part of transcription export complex. Lineage: Eukaryota; Viridiplantae; Streptophyta; Magnoliopsida; Caryophyllales; Amaranthaceae.